This is a messenger RNA of Salvelinus namaycush (lake trout), 4715 nucleotides long. RefSeq names its product tubby-related protein 3-like. The record is from RefSeq and is a predicted model, not a curated record. The transcript has 12 exons. The coding region runs from base 85 to 1530 and encodes 481 amino acids. Lineage: Eukaryota; Metazoa; Chordata; Actinopteri; Salmoniformes; Salmonidae. Gene Ontology annotation, cellular component: cilium. Gene Ontology annotation, biological process: protein localization to cilium.
CAAUUUUCCAAGCGUGUCAAGGAAAGUUGUCUGCUGCACGGGGAGGCCACCACCAGCUGGGAUCCAUAGCAACCGUGGAUAAACAUGAGUUACUACAGCAUAAGACCCUCCAGCUCCGCCAAUUUCUCCUCUACCUUAACAGCAAGUGCCCUUGAUGAUGAAAGCACCAGCCUCAGGCAGCAGAAGCUGGAAAAGCAGAGGGCGCUGUUGGAGCAGAAGCAGCGGCGGAAGCGGCAGGAGCCUCUGAUGGUGCAGCCCAACCCAGAGGCCCGGCCCAGGCACUCCAGGCCUCGGCGCAGUGAGGAGCAGGCCCCGUUGGUGGAGUCACGCCUCAGCAUCACCAGUGAUGUAAUCAUGGACGGUAUCGACGGCCCUGCUGCCUUCAUGGGCUCUGAGGCCCCAGACCUGGGUACCAAGAUCCAGAUUCUGUCGGUGAGCAAGUCCCAGCCCCUGUCCCUGUCCCAGCCGCUGCACCAGUCUCCCCUCGCCGAGGAGCCUGACCGGGACGGGGACACGGAGACUCUGCUGGAGCCCAAGACGGACAUCCACGAGCUGCUGCAGAAACGAGGUCUGUCAGGCAGUAUGAACUACGAAGAGGCCAGUGAGGAUGAGGAACACGGUGAUGAAGACCGGCCACGCUCGCUGUCCCCCAACCCAGAGUCAACACGGCCUGCGUCUGCUUCCAGCGCAAAGUCCAACACAGAGUGCAUGACACCGGGGUCGCCCACGGCGGAGAGCGCCCUGAUCGAAGUGGACAACCUGGAGGAGUUUGUGGUGCGCCCCGCCCUCCGCGGCGUCACCGUCAAGUGCCGCAUAUCCCGGGACAAGAAGGGAAUGGACCGCGGCCUGUACCCCACCUACUUUAUGCACAUGGAGAGAGAGGACGGCAGGAAGCUGUUUCUUCUGGCUGGGAGGAAGAGGAAAAAGAGCAAGACGUCCAACUACCUGAUCUCAGUGGACGCCACGGACCUGUCACGCGAGGGAGAGAGCUUCAUGGGGAAACUGAGGUCUAACCUGAUGGGGACCAAGUUCACGGUGUAUGACCAAGGCACCAACCCCUGUAAGAACCCUGGAGCUCUGCUGGAGGAGAGCAACACACGACAGGAACUCGCAGCCAUCUGCUAUGAGACCAACGUUCUGGGGUUCAAAGGUCCCCGCAAGAUGACCGUCAUCAUCCCAGGCAUGAACAUGAACUUUGAGAGGGUCCCCGUCCGACCAAACAGUGAGCAGGACAGCCUUCUAAGUAAGUGGCAGAACCAUUCACUGGAGAACCUGAUCGAGCUGCACAACAAGGCCCCUGUGUGGAACGACGACACCCAGUCCUACGUGCUCAAUUUCCACGGCCGCGUCACACAGGCCUCUGUCAAGAACUUUCAGAUCGUCCACGACAACGAUCCGGACUACAUCGUAAUGCAGUUUGGCAGAGUGGCCGAGGACGUAUUCACCUUAGACUACAACUACCCCAUGUGUGCCCUGCAAGCCUUCGCCAUUGGCCUGUCCAGUUUCGACAGCAAACUGGCCUGCGAGUGACCAACCCCAUCACGAUUCCUAACUCGCCAUUCCCUCCAUGGCCUUUUCAACCCACUCCCUCCCCCUCCAGGACAACGCCAACUCCACAACAUCAUCCCUCCACCUCCCCCUCACAGGAUUCAGCGCCUUCCUUGUACAGCUCACCAGCAGUCUGCCACUAUGAAAAUAAUCAUGAACUAUGACCUCUCACCCCUACGUGGUACAUCCAAUCAUGGCACACGAAUCACGCUGACUUGGAGAGCGGAUGAAGAGAGUGGGUGUGUGAAAGAGAGGACAAAAGCAAGUAGAUUUGGGUGGAGGAUAUAGGAUUUUCCUUAUCGGCAGAAAAAUGAAAUUACCGUCCGCAAAGGGAAACUGGUCACAAAUCAUCAAGGCGCCUUUGUUUUCAUUUGUAUUUAUCUGUAGUUCUGUUUCAUUGAGUUUGUAUUGCUUUUUGUUGCUUUAGCUGUUGUAUAUUGGUGAUUUUAUGUGUAUUGAAAUUGAUUGAAAGGGAAAAAGGACACCAAGCAUCAUAGACCAAACUGUCGUGGGCACUUCCUGUUAGGGACAGGACUAACACAGACUAGACCAGGUCACAGGAUAUGGUGUCUUUGAUUUUAUAUCAGAUUUGAAUGUUUUAUAGGCCUCAAAACAUGCCUGAUGAACUUAUGAGUUUGUUUGUUUUUAUGUUUUUAAAGUUGCCUUUAAUGUUGAUUCCAAGUGUCAUUUUACAUUCUGUUGCCUUCCACAAUCACUGUUGUGCGAUUCUUUUGACCAACUCUGGAAACUUUAUGGCCUAUAUCCUAAAAUUCACCUCACUGUCUUCAAAUGGUCACGUGGCUUUGGUUUCCAGCCAUUUUGCAGCAUCAAGAUGUUCAAUAAUUCUAACGUUAAAACUAUUUCAACCCUUUUUUAUUUUCUUCCUCUUGAAGAUGAAUUUCUCGUAAUCACAUUUAUUUGCCUGCAUAUCAGAAAGUCUUGAAGUCAUGCAUGUCCAUCCAAUGUGUCCUCAUCUGUUUUCUUGUUUUAAAAACACACUUUUACUAACGUAUCUCAGUAGCAUUCGGAGGAGUUUGGAACGGAACAUUUCUUACUGCAAUUCCUUUGUACAUGUCAUUUUGUGAUGUCUUAGCCCCAUGUCAAGUUAAAACCUCACGGGAAAGUCAAUAGAGUUGCCCAGCAAGCACGAUUAAAGGAUUUUAUUAUAGUUUUAUAUAAGAUAUGUCUUAAUGUUUGGACAUACGGCUCAUUGUCAAAUAUCACGAAAUGUCAGUCCUAAAUGUAAUUUCAAUGUGUGGAAUACAAAAGAGUUAGCCUGGAAUCCAAACAAUAGAGGAAUAUUCCGUUUGGAUUCCAAGUGACAACGGUCACCCUGUACUCAGUCUACAUUAUAUGCCAAACUUAUCUACCCAUUUAAAAUUACACCAGAUUGGAUAAUAACACUACAUUAUAUAUGUACUGUAACUGGAAGUGCUACUCUGUUCAGCAGACUACACUUGUACUGUACCAUGAAGUCAUUGAGAACCCACUGGGCCAGAACUGGUUGGAUCAACGUUGUUUCCACGUCAUUUCAACCCCAACAUUUGAGGUGAUGACUUUGAAUCAACGUGGAACACUGAUUGGAUUUACAAAAAGGAAUUUUGUCUUUUUUUUAACCCAACUUUUAAAUCCAAUGACUGGGUCAAAUGUUUGGUUGAUUUCACGUUGAAUUCGCAACUCAACCAAAUGUAAAUCAAAACUAGAUGUUGAACUGACGUCUGUGCCCCGUGGGAAAUUACUUUUGGGGCGACAUUUAAGGUGCAAAAUAGUUCAAAUCGGUGCAAAAAUAUAUAAAAAGGUGACCAUAAAAAGUUAUUUAAGUAGAUUUUUUAGUACACUGAAAAAUGCAUAAAUAGUGGCCUUUUUCACAAUGCUCGUUGCUGAAGAAAAGUUAAAAAUUACAUCACAAUGCCAAAUUAUUACUUUUACAGUAUUUUUUGCAUAGGUUUGAACUAUUUUGCACCAUGAAAAAGUCACCCUUGAUUAAAGUUUCAGCUGGAUGGAUAUGCUAUAGAGAUGAUUCUGUCCAGUAGUGUGAUUCUUGUUCUUCGAGAAUUAGGAACAUUCCUGGGUAACCUGCAGGAUGCAUUUGAUUCCUGUCCAAACAAGACAAACACUGAUUAUGUGUGACAGUGUCGGGAAACAAAGUUAAUUCACAAGAUGUACUGUUAGAAAGAGGGAAAGGGUUUGUUUGUACAAAAUAUAUAAAAGAGAGAAAUAUACAGUUUUACUACAAGAUACUUAAGGGGAAUUGCAUUCCAUUCAUAACUUAACUUUCUGACACUUUUUGGGGAAUUGAAUUUCAGAAAUAUGACUGUAAAUAGAAUAAAUUAAGAUAUUGUAAAGUGAACAAGACCCCUUGUAAGUUUAAGUAUUCAGUAAAAAACAUUUAUUUGCACCCUUUCUAAUUCUCUACUUUUGCAUAUUUUUUUAUACUAAAUGUUAUCAGAUCUUCAACCAAAACCUAAUAUUAGAUAAAGGGAACCUGAGUGAACAAAUAACACAAUUACAUACUUAUAUAAUUUAUUUAAUAAACAAAGUUAUGCAACACCAAUGCCCCUGUGGGAAAAAGUAAGUGCCCCCUUAAGCUCAAUUACUGGUUGUGCCAGUUAGCUGCAAUGACUCCAACCAAACGCUUCCUGUAGUUGUUGAUCAGCCUCUCACAUCACUGUGGAGGAAUUUUGGCCCACUCUUCCAUGCAGAGCUGCUGUAACUCUGACAAUUGAGAUUAGGUCAGGACUUUGACUAGGCCAUUCCAAAACUUCAAAUGUGUUGCCUUUUAGCAAUUUAUUUUUGCUUUUGAUCUAAUAUUGGGUUUUGGUUGAAGAUCUGAUAACAUUCAGUAUCAAAAAUAGAAAGGCAGCAAAAACUUUUUCACAUCACUACUGUAUAAACUUUCAUUCAUAGGCUAGGUUGUAGCAACCUCAUGAUGGGUAUAGGGAAAAUGUUAGUAUCAUGUAGUAGCCUAAACCUAUCGGUGUUACAUUAAACUGGGUGAAUGGAAUAUGAAUGACAGUCAUCCAAUAUUCUGUAAUAGAAAUAAGACUAUGCGAUGUUAAAAAUAAAUCCUCCCUAAUCAUAAACGGAACCGACUGCCCCUGAUGUAUUCAGUAAAUCCAUUUAUUUUCAAUAACAUAACGACUUUACAGUUCAUUAAGAACCUUUUU